UCUACCGGGGUUGUGUGGUGCACUGAAGCUCAUUCAUAUCCCAGGAUAUUGUGUUUGCAGCCGCCUUAAGGAUUAUACGUUAUCCAUAGGUGGGGGCUGUAAGUGCUGAUGGGCUCCACUGCCCAGGCCCCUGAAUCAGCCAUUCAUUUCUAUUCAUUUCUACCCUCUUGCUUUUAAAGGACCCGCAACGUGCCCACUAUAACCUGCAUCCCAUCGGGGCAGGUAAACAAGCAUCACAGAGCAGGGCAGAUGGAAGGAUUGUGAAGCUAUCACUAGCCGUUUCCCCUGGUAUCUGAAAAGCACCAUGGAGCAACCAUUUAAUAUCUCCACUUUGAAGCGGCUAGUGGUGAUGCCAGACCACACUGAUGUAUCACUGAGCCCGGAGGAACGUGUCCGCGCACUAAGCAAGCUGGGCUGUAAUAUAACCAUCACUGAGGACAUUACCCCUAGGCGCUAUUUCCGCUCCGGAGUGGAGAUGGAGCGCAUGGCUUCGGUGUAUUUGGAAGAAGGAAACCUUGAAAAUGCCUUUGUCCUCUAUAAUAAAUUCAUCACGUUGUUUGUUGAAAAACUGCCGCAACAUCGGGACUACCAUCAAUGUGAAAUCCCUGAAAAGCAGGAUAUUUUGAAGAAAUUAAAGGAUGUUGCCUUUCCAAGAACAGAUGACAUAAAGAGGGAUCUUGUAAAGAAGUACAGUUUGGAAUACCAAGAAUACAUAAAAGGCAUAAACAAAAGGAAAGCAGAAUCUAUGAAAAAGGUAGAACAGCAGCAGCUUAUAGAAGCAGAGAAGAAACGUAUCGCCCAGCUCCGCCAGCAACAGAUAGAAACCGAGCAAUUUAACUUCUUUGAGGAGCAACUUCGGAAGCAGGACCUUGUGCGAGGUCAAGUGAAAGAUAAAGGCAGCUCGAAGGUGCCUGAACAGAUCGAUGGCAGCAUGAUGUCUUGUAUUUCUACUCCUAAAAGCAACUCCUUAGGCAAUGCGGUCUCCGGACAAGCUGUUAUAAAUGACGCAGCCAAGUAUGCUGGGCAGUCGCCUCCAGUGAGCCGGGCCUUAAAACCCGCUGCUACUUUAAGUGCUGUGCAAAAUGAGGUUGUGGAAGGCCUUCGACUUGUUGUUCUGCCCCGAGACCUUUCACAGAAGUUCCUGCAGUUGGCCGAGGCAAAUACAACCAGAGGAAUUGAGACCUGUGGGAUACUAUGUGGCAAACUGACACACAAUGAAUUCAUGAUCACGCAUGUUAUUGUACCAAAGCAGUCUGCUGGACCAGACUACUGUGACAUGGAAAAUGUGGAAGAAUUAUUCAAUAUACAAGACCAGCAUGAUCUCCUAACUUUGGGCUGGAUUCAUACACACCCAACCCAGACAGCCUUCUUAUCCAGUGUGGACCUUCACACACAUUGCUCUUACCAGCUCAUGCUACCAGAAGCCAUUGCUAUAGUCUGCUCUCCAAAGCAUAAUGAUACUGGGAUUUUUCGACUUACUAGCGCUGGAAUGCUGGAAGUAUCUGUUUGUAGGAAGAAGGGCUUUCAUCCACAUAGCAAAGAACCAAGACAAUUUAACACAUGCAGACAUGUGAUUGUAAAAGACGCAAAAAUCACUGUGCUGGACCUAAGGUGAUAAAGAGCUUGGAUUGCUGUCCUUGCCUACGAUGAAUGGGAAAAAAAAAGUGGCUCCAAGUUUGCCUAAACCAUUUCUUGAAAAACCAACAAGUAGACUUUUUUCUAAUUUAUAGAUUUUAAAGGUGAUGAUUUCUUAUUUAUUGCUCCUGCGCAUACAUUUGUGUUACAAACACAGUCAUUUCAAAGAAAAACCUGCAUCAAUGUGUGUUUGUGUUAUUCACAAGGGACGUGGUAUUAAAGGAAUGCUUCGACUGGAUCCAUUCUCCUUCCUCAUUUUGUUAUUUGGAUUAAAGCUGCAUUAACCAUUAAGUUGCCAAACAAGGUGUGAUUGUCUACUGCACAUACAUUGUGUAUUACCAGUGCAGAGGAGUUUUUCAAAUCGCGAUUGUAAUAUCGCCCGUCGGACAGUUUAUUCACCUGACUAAUAUUUUGUCUUUUCAUUAAUAUAACACAGACUUUUAUUUUAUUUUUUGGGUUAAUUUUACAUCCUUGGUGUCCCCACACCAACAUAUAGUUUCUAGUGCCAGUGAAAGUUGUUUAUUAAAAUUAUAAUUUG
Molecule: messenger RNA, 2173 nt
Organism: Spea bombifrons (plains spadefoot toad)
Lineage: Eukaryota; Metazoa; Chordata; Amphibia; Anura; Pelobatidae
Gene: STAMBPL1
Product: STAM binding protein like 1
Exons: 11
Coding region: 305-1615 (436 amino acids)
Biological process (GO): protein K63-linked deubiquitination
Cellular component (GO): membrane; endosome
Molecular function (GO): metal-dependent deubiquitinase activity; protein binding; K63-linked deubiquitinase activity
Source: RefSeq, a predicted model, not a curated record